Molecule: messenger RNA, 3245 nt
Organism: Rhipicephalus sanguineus (brown dog tick)
Lineage: Eukaryota; Metazoa; Arthropoda; Arachnida; Ixodida; Ixodidae
Product: myosin-11
Exons: 7
Coding region: 235-3159 (974 amino acids)
Source: RefSeq, a predicted model, not a curated record
UUCUAACUUCUGACCAAUCAACAACUACGGUUGUCCGCUCAAAUUUGAACUGUUUGAACUUGGCUAGGCCGGCUAGGCGGCUAGUUUGCGCCGUUGUUGCAUUUUGGGUUGGCUGGGCGCUUGUUUUAUGUGUCAGCUGCAAGCCCGCGGGCUGUUCGGCCGGCGAAAGCUAAGUCGCUGUGCUUAGCAUUAACUCUUUGCUAAAGUUUGUGCAUCGUAACUUGGCUUUUCCCGAUGUCUUUUCCAAAGGCACCCCGCUUCACUGCGAACAGCGCAGAUGAUGUGCCUCCAGUUGGGUCUUACAACUUACCUUCGGAAAGCAACACACCUGCGCCCAAGUUCUCUUGUGCAACCAGAUUUCGCGACAGCCAUGCGACCAGUUUUUCAACACCUGGUGGUUCCUUCCGUUUGCCACCCGUACCGUUGCAUGCCUCCAAAGAACUGUUGAAGCGCAGAUUGUCUGAGAUGGCACAUCACCUGGAGGAGAGGGACAUGCUUAUAGCGCAGCUACGAGUCAGCAAAGGGAAGCUCUCAACCCGUGUGAGCCAGCUGGAGCAACUUCUCAGAGGCCUCUCACGGAAGGUGUCAUCCAGAAAUGAAACCUUGCACAGUUCGAAGAAACCAAAAAGCAGGGAGUCUUCACUGACAAGACGGCAAGAUAUAGAAGCAGCUGAAGCUAUCUUGAAAAAACUAGGUGAAACUGAUGAGGCAGAAGCCUUUUCUGAGGUCCGGCUAUCAAGAGGAACACAAGAGCUCGCAGAGGAAAUCGGUGAAAUGAUUGACAAGAUGAAUGCCGAUGAUGCCAAGGCCAGCAACACAGGCCCUGCUUUAACAAGCACAUCUUCCCAAACGAAUCUCAUGGAUGCAAAUGGCCAAGAAAAUGCAAGCUUCAAGGCAAAAGCUUGUCUUCUUGAGCAAGAAAUUAAGUGUUUGAGUGAUAGGCUGACAAAUAUGGCGACAGAAAAACAAGAAUUGGAGAAGAAUCUGGCAGAAAUUUGCACAGAAAAGUCGUCUCUGCAAGGAAGAAUAGAGGAUACUGAAGCAAAGUGUAGUGAACUUUUCCAGCAAGUACUACGUCAUAAAGAAGAAUGUGCAACCAAGCAUGCACAAGUGGAGCAAUUGGUUUGUGAAAAUGAUGUGCUGAAAAACGAAGCACAGUCACUGAUUGAUUGCAAGCAAGAGCUGAAUGAAAUCAUAGACCAGAUGAAGGCAGAGAAGCAAGAAUUGGAAAAGACGUUGUCAGAAACUUGCAAAGAGAAGUCUUCUCUGGAAGCACAUGUUGAGAACUUGGAUGCCAAGCAAACUGAACUUCAUGAUGAGCUUGUAUGCAAAAAACAAGAAAACACUGCCCUGCAGGCUCAAGUUGAACAGUUUGUCCUUGAAAAUGAAAUGCUGAAAACCGAAGCACAAUCGUUGACUGAUUCUAAGAAAGAGCUGAACACAAUAAUGGAGCAGCUGAAGGCAGAAAAGCAAGAGUUGGAGGAGACGUUGGCAGAAACUUGCAAAGAGAGGUUUUCUCUGCAGGUAAGCAUUGCGAACCUCGAGGCCAAGCAAGCUGAACUUUAUGACGAGCUUGUAUGCAAGAAACAAGAAAACACUGCUCUGCAGGCUCAAGUUGAACAGUUUGGCCUUGAAAAUGAAAUGCUGAAGACCGAAGCACAGUCAUUGACUGAUUGCAAGAAAGAGCUGAACACAGUGGUGGAGCAGCUGAAAGCAGAGAAGCAAGAAUUGGAGGACACAUUGGCAGAAACUUGCAAAGAGAGGUCUUCUCUGCAGGUAAGCAUUGUGAACCUCGAGGCCACGCAAGCUGAACUUCACGACAAGCUUGUAUGCAAGAAAAAAGAAAACACUGCCCUGCAGUGUCAAGUUGAUCAAUUUGCUCUUGAAAAUGAAAUGCUGAAGAACGAAGCACAGUCAUUGACUUAUUGCAAGAAAGAGCUGGAUGCAAUCGUGGAGCAGAUGAAGGCAGAGAAGCAAGAAUUGGAGAAGGAGUUUGCAGAAACUUGCAAAGAGAGGUCUUCUCUGCAAGUAAGCAUUGAGGACUUCGAGGCCAAGCAAGCUGAACUUCAUAAUGAGCUUGUAUGCAAAAAACAAGAAAACACUGCCCUGCAGGCUCAAAUUGAGCAAUUUGUUCUUGAAAAUAAAAUGCUGAAGAAUGAAGCACAGUCAUUGACUGAUUGCAAGAAAGAACUGGAUGCAAUCUUGGAGCAGAUGAAGGCAGAGAAGCAAGAAUUGGAGGAGACGUUUGCAGAAACUUGCAAAGAGAAGUCUUCUCUGCAAGUAAGCAUUGAGGACUUCGAGGCCAAGCAAGCUGAACUUCAUAAUGAGCUUGUAUGCAAGAAACAAGAAAACACUGCCCUGCAGGCUCAAAUUGAGCAAUUUGUUCUUGAAAAUGAAAUGCUGAAGAACGAAGCACAGUCAUUGACUGAUUGCAAGAAAGAACUGAAUGCAAUUGUGGAGCAAAUGAAGAAAGAGAAGCAAGAAUUGGAGAAAAAGUUUGCUGAAACUUGCAAAGAGAAGUCUUCUCUGCAGAUAAGUGUUGAGAACCUUGAGGCCAAGCAAGCUGAACUUCAUGACGAGCUUGUAUGCAAGGAACAGGAAAACACUGCCAUGCAGGCUCAACUUGAACGCUGGGUCCUUGAAAACGAAAUGCUGAAGAACGAAGCACACUCAUUGACUGAUUGCAAGCAAGAGCUUAAUGCAAUCGUGGAGCAGAUGAAGGCAGAGAGGCAAGAAUUGGAGAAGGAGCUGGCAGAAACUUGCACAGAGAAGUCCUCUCUGGAAGCAAACAUUGGGAACUUUGAAGCCAAGUGUACUGAACUUCAUCAUGAGCUCCUAUGUAAGAAACAAGAAAACACUGCCAUGCAGACUCAAAUUGAACAAUUGGUCUUAGAAAACGAAGUGCUGAAAAACGAAGCACAGUCACUGACUGGUUGCAAGCAAGAGCUCAUUGCAGCAGUCGACCAGAUGAGGGCAGAUCAGCUAGAAUUGGAGGAAAAGAUGGCGCAAACGUGUGAAGAAAAGUCUUCUCUGGAAGUAAGGACUGAGAACCUUGAGGCCGAGCUUUCUCAACUCCAUCAUGAGCUCCUAUGCCAUAACAGGAAAACACGGCCAUGCAGACACAAGUUGAACAAUUGGUCCUUGAAAAUAAUCUGUUGAAAAGGGAGACACAGUCCCUUGAUAACUGUAAGCAAGAGCUCAGUGCACUUAGUAGUACACUCUCUCAUGUGAAAUUGGAAAAAGAA